Molecule: messenger RNA, 1574 nt
Organism: Teleopsis dalmanni
Lineage: Eukaryota; Metazoa; Arthropoda; Insecta; Diptera; Diopsidae
Product: digestive organ expansion factor homolog
Biological process (GO): maturation of SSU-rRNA from tricistronic rRNA transcript (SSU-rRNA, 5.8S rRNA, LSU-rRNA)
Cellular component (GO): small-subunit processome; nucleolus
Molecular function (GO): U3 snoRNA binding; rRNA binding
Source: RefSeq, a predicted model, not a curated record
GCGUCCAAAAAUACUAUUCAUUGUACCUUUCCGCGAAACGGCAUUUGGCAUUGUAAAUACUUUAACUACACUUUUACUUGGCGAAACUGGAGAUAAAAGCAAGUCAGUUAUAAACUACGAAAGGUUUGUUCAGGAAUAUACGGGUAACACUAUAAGCUUUCCCAAAACGAAUCCUAAACCUGAAGAUUAUGUUAAAACCUUUAGUGGCAAUACAGAUGACAAUUUUCGGAUUGGGAUAACUAUUACGAAAAAGUGUUUAAAGCUUUACACCGAAUUCUAUGCAUCAGACAUUUUGAUUGCAUCUCCGCUAGGUCUUCGCAUGAUUGUAGGUGCUGCAGGCACUCCUGAACGGGAUUAUGAUUUUCUUAACUCAAUUGAAAUGUUGAUAAUUGAUCAAGCGGAAUUAAUACUCGCACAAAAUUGGGAAAAUUUACUGCAUGUAAUGGAACAUAUGCAUUUACCUUUAAAAUCUUUGCAUAAUACUGAUUUUCAACGAGUACGGCCUUGGUGUUUAAAUGGAUAUUCAAAUUUUUACCGACAAACAGUGCUACUAACUUCACACGAUCUUCCAGAAUUUCGUAGCAUUUUCAAUCAUAAAUGUACAAACUACCAGGGCAAAAUACGCGUAACAAAUCCAGUCAUUUCUGGCAGUAUAAGUAAUGUUAUAAUUAAUAUUCCACAAAUAUUUCAUCGUGUAGAUGUCAACAGUUUGGAAAGUUCAUUUGAUAAACGAUUUGAUUAUUUUAUAAAUGAAAUAUUGCCACGCUAUCGGAAUCCGUCUCAUGCACAUUGUAUGAUAUAUGUGCCAAGCUACUUCGAUUAUGUACGUUUGCGCAAUUAUUUUAAGUCGGAAACGGUAUCAUUUGUACAAAUUUGUGAGUACACCAAGGACGCAAAAAUAGCACGUUCCCGUGAUAUGUUCUACCAUAGUGGUGCACACUUCCUACUCUAUUCGGAAAGAUCGCAUUUCUUUCGACGCACUCGUAUCAAAGGCAUACGUCAUCUUAUCAUGUAUCAACCGCCAAUAUGGCCAAAUUUCUACUCCGAAGUAAUUAAUUUGAUGCAUAGAAGCAAUCAAAACUCUCGUGACGGAUUGGAAGGAUCCAUGAGUAUAACUGUGUUAUACACAAAAUACGAUACCCUACAGCUAAAUAAUAUACUCGGCACCGAAAAUGCAACAAAACUGAUGAAAAGCAAUGAAACAUCAUACGCUUUUUCUGCUGAAUGAAUUUACUGUUGUUUUUAUUUACUUCUGUACUUGUUUUUGUAUUUGUUAAUAAAAUUUUUACAUAUGAUUUUCUAUUGUGAAUAACGGUCUUUGUGUUUUCUUCGAACAGCUGAUUGACAUUAAAUGAAUAUUUUUGUGUGCGCAUUUAUUUUUAUACAGUUGAUAAAAAAGCAUAAUUUAGUUUAAUAUGUCUUAUUGGCAAAAUGUUCCGGCACAACAUGAUAAUCAGGCAAUACAGCAACAAGAACAGUUGAUUGAAAACACAUACGAUGUUUUGGAAAGAACAAGCGCCAGCCUUCAGCGUUCCAAUCAAUUUGCUAUAGAGUCAGAGGAAUUGGGCACUGAG